This is a messenger RNA of Anopheles aquasalis, 7826 nucleotides long. It is a transcript of the gene oaf, whose product is annotated as BRICHOS-like domain-containing protein out at first. Lineage: Eukaryota; Metazoa; Arthropoda; Insecta; Diptera; Culicidae. The record is from RefSeq and is a predicted model, not a curated record.
UCUGCUUGUGUACGGUGUGUUUCUGGCAAGACAACAAGUUCUUCCACUUUACUGUUUCUCGAGGUGGUUUAAAGAAACAAAGAGAUAAAUACGAGAAAGAAGAAUCGGCGGGUUUUCAAUUCGCAAUGCGUCCAUCCGGCACGUGAGAUCUGAAUCGUCGUGAUAUUGGAAUUCUGUACGUGUCUCGUCCAAUUAAAGCGAUCCGCCGAUGUGGUGCGUGAAGUGAUUGGUUAACCAUGUGCGAUUGUGCUCGUAAGAUCAGAAACGGGUAUGACGAAUAGUCCGUUUUCGGUCUGUUGACGUGUUGGCAUCACCAUCAUCAUCGUCAUCGUCAUCGGUAUGGCCCUGAUGUGUACCGUCUGUUGAUAAGUGAUCCAUCUCGUCGCCAGGGGCGUAGCUGCUAAAUGCCGUGCAGUCGAUCCGUAGUGUUGUUUCGGUGAAAAACAGUGAAGAAAGGCGGCGAAAAUGAAGAGAUGCAAAGUGGCCCACAGGCGGACCUGCAUUCCGGGUGGUCCGGGGAUGCUGCAGCUGUUUGUUUUACUCGGUGUUCUUCAUCUCGCUUGCCGUGUGUCAGCACAGCUCAUCAUAAAUGUACAAAAUCAGGGAGGAGAAAUCGUGCAGGAGACAAUAACAUCCAGCGUCGGUGAUGACACGUGUACGCUGGAGUUCCAGAGGAGCGAUGGUACGCUCGUCACGAAACUGAUCGACUUCAAAAGUGAAGUGCAAGUGCUAAAAGCGCUCGUGCUCGGCGAGGAGGAACGGGGCCAGAGCCAGUACCAGGUGAUGUGCUUCGUGACGAAAUUCCAGAAAGGCGAUUUCAUCACGGCCGACGCGAUGGCGAAAUUACGACAGAAAAAUCCCAGCACCAUCCGAACGCCGGAGGAAGAUCGAGGGAAGGAAAACUACACGAUGACCGGCUGGGUGCAGCUGGACCGUGCCGCACCGAUAUCCCGGCACGUGGCACCCCUCUGUGCGGAGGCACAGGAAUCGACGUACGUGCGGGACACCGAUCUGAAGGCCUGGGCCGAACUUCCAGGCUCAUCGAUCUCGAUCCUGGGCUCGGUGGUGAAACCAUUCCCGACGGCGAACACGAUCACGGAACCGUCGCGCUGCAGCGAAGUCAGCGCUAUUUGGGCGCCGUGUCUGUGCACGCUCGAGAUGUGCAUCGGUUGGUACCCGUGCGGUCUGAAGUACUGCAAGGGGAAACCGGACAGUGGCGGGCUGCAGAAUGGUGCCGCCGGUUCCACCAGCUACCGGUGCGGCAUCAAGACGUGUCGCAAGUGCCACCAGUACUCGUACUACGUCCGCGAGAAGCAGCAGUGUCUGUGGGAUGAAUGACCGAAAAUGGGCCAACGGUGCCCUCCACAGCAGCCACCACUAGCCUUAACCCUCACCAACCUGCACGAUGCCGCCGACGACUGCAACGAGCCUGACGACAACCGUGAACGCCGGACGGAACCACCACCGGAAGCUACUGCCAUACCAUCGCGCCAACAGCUGCCAACGGUAUCCCCCGGGAUGCCAUCGAUAGUGACCACCACCACCACCGCUCCUCCUCCUCCUGCUCCUGCCACCAGCAUCGCAUUCGAUUACGAUAAUCGUUACCAAUUCCAGGACCGGCACUGGCAUCAUUCGAUGCAACAGUCGCCAACCAGUGGCAGUUGGCUCUGGCGAGGAUUAAGCUUGUUAAUCUGCGCGUUGCUACCGGCAACCCCGUGGACCAGAAACCGUUGCAUGCUUUCGCAGCGCAGUGGCACUACAACCGAGACCCGUACCGGCACCAGCACCGGUCACCCGGCUCCUGCUGCAGGUGGUUGUGUUCGAUGGAGCAUAAAACACAAAUCACUACCGCUACCUGCACCGCCACCAUCACCGGCACCAGGAAGGGAGGAUUUUGGAGUACGACAACAGCAACACCAACGGCACCGUAGGCGAUCGUGGUGGUCCCGGUACCGAGCACUGCACCGGAUGGUGUCCGAAGCAAUCAAAGAAUUUAAUUUUACUUCACCAACCACCACCACCACCAGCAGCAGCAGCAGCAGCAUGACGAUGACGACGACGACGACCAUGGGCAGACCAUCGCUAGACAGUUACCGGGUGGUGGAACCGUCGCUCGUGAGGCAUUUGCAGUUUAAUGAAAUUAUUUUAUAGCACAAAUAGGUUUUAAUGAGUUUGAGCUCGCCACACCAUCACGCUGUUGCAUCCAGUGUUGGUCGCGUGUUUUGAAUGGUCCUGGUUACUCUGAACUGACCGUUGUCCGUGCCAUUUGGUUCGAUCAUUCGAUGGAAGGUGAAACUGACUGCCAUGGAGUGGAUUUUAUGUUUCUGGUUGUUACAAUUACCUGGCCGCAGUGUUUUAACAGCCCGUUUCUGGUACUGGAGCGGCUAUUCUGUGCGCGUUUCCCCUCGAGGAAGGAUCGAUGAAUCACGAAUUGUGUUUGGCGAAGGAGCGACUGGACCAUAGCUGGAGGCAACUGAAAGGCGGGAACGUUGGUUACCACCUCUUUCAUGUUUUCGCAAGAUGGAUGGCACCGGACCAGCACCGAUGGACCAAACCGAUGAAUGACACAAACACACUGCCAGCAAGAAAAAAGAUUCUCUUACCAACGGAAUGGAAUGCUGGGUGCGCUUAGACCGACAUAAACAAUCCCAUAAAGCACUGGAUUCCAGCUCGCGCAUUGCCCCCUUGGUGUGAUGCGCUUCUCCGUAGGGUUCCCGACCACCAAUCCACCAUCCUGGUGUCCUGCUGGGUGCUCUGGUUGAUUACAUUUCUUUGACGCGGAACCAGGGACCCGGGGAUUUUGUGUAUGUUGCUACUUCCGGCAAACGGGCCUUGGUUCGUAAAAUGUUUCACGAUUAUUCCCUUCCUUUGCUUUCCCGUUUUUUCUUCGCUUUUUUUCGCUUUUUCACGCCCUCUCUCUCUCAUUCUAUGUAGGGUGUGCCAUUAGCUACACCACUGGCACCACGGUGCGCUGGUUGGGCGGAAGGAAAUGAGGCAAAAUGGUUUUACGUUUUAUCUGCUUUCUCUAAUCUCGUGUGCACCAGGCUGUGUGCGCGCGCGCGCACGCUUACAAUUUACUUUUCUUAAUUGUUUCGUCCCGCAUGCCACACUGUCGCUAUAUCGCUGUGGUGUGUCCGUGCGAUGGAGGCGCCCGGUACGGUUCGAGGUCGAGCCUGAUUUAAUGAAACGUUGGAAGGGAAAUUUCUGAGGUGAAGAAAGCUCAUCACAACGGCGCCAGCAUUACGGGAGGGGUUUCUUUCGUUUCGUUUCGUUUCCUUUUUUGUUUUGUUUUAAAGAAAAGCCAUUAACCUGCCAAACACUUGCCCUGCUUACUGUGAUCGCAACCGCCGCCGUCGCCGCCGCUGUGUAACGGUGUCUUUGUGUUCAGAGGUCAGCGGAUUAUCUCUCUCUUUGUUCACAACUCGAGUGGUGGAAAAAGGAAAAUGUCUAAAUGUGAUGGAACCAUUUUUGUCCAACUUUUCCACUUUUUCUGACUGCCACUCAAAUUACUGUAGAGACGUUCCUUGGUUGUCCUGUUAUUAUGUUUUUUGCGCUAUCCGAUGCGGUGGUCACAUCGGAUGGACACAGAACACCGAAAGCAAUUACUCUUCAAUUUGAAUUUCAUAAAAAUGUUGAUUUGCUUUACCUCUCUGUAGUGCUGUGUGCAGUGCGCUUGGUUGCGGCUGGUUUUACUAUUCAUAUCGCCGUAGAGCAGGGCGAGAGGAUAAAGAUAGCGGAUACUACUUUGCCAGUGCUCAUAAAUUUACUUUGCUAUCCCUCCCAGGACCCUCUCCGAGUGCUCCGUGGCGGGUUUCCUUUCCUUUUUAAUGUCACUUCCAAGUCGAGAGUGCUGUUGCGGUGCUGGACACAUUCUUUAUCCUUUUAGAGCCAGUGCGCUCUAAAGAAUGGGUGAUCAACAACGGUGGACAACGAAUGACGAAAGUCAUAAAACUUUAUGGCGCAACUAAGGGCGCUAGCACCGGAAGACGCAUUCUACAUAGCACUGGGGAAAGAGAGAGAGAGAGAGAGAGAGAGAGUUGAAGAGUUGUGGUUUUGUGUUGUGUUUUAUCGCAAACGAACGUCGAGCUCGAGAUUGUCGCAAAGACGACUCCUGCAUCUAGGUCAAUAUUUCCGGAUGCAAAUCGAGCAAAAAGCUCCCGGAGACAUUACUUAAAAGUCGCAAACCACAUUUGCCGAGAGUUGUGUUUGUGUUUCCAAUUUGUGCGUCUUCGGUAUGUUAAUAGAGAGCCUCCCGCCGCUCGCAGCCCAUAGAAUGCUAUCAAUGGGCGAUGGUAACAUGCAAUGUUUGGAUUGUGAGCUGGAGUGAGCUACAACAAACCGUAUGCCGUCUGCGUGGUGAGCUACCGGCGUUCGCAGGGGAAGCAAAAAUAAAAAUAGCGAGCCUGGGAAAACCCGGAACAUUCCACAUCCAACCAGCUGUCCUUUCAAUCGCAAUCGAUCGACCUCAUUGAGGGGCUGGCGAAGUGCAAUGAGAGCCUGGGCCACCUGCGCUGCCGCUGCCAGACACUUGACAUCAUGCCAUCCAUCCACGUGUGGGUCCACAGCUGUGCGGCCAAACCAGCCGCAUUUGAAUGAAGAUGAAGAGAGAGAGAGAGAGAGAGAGAGAGAGAGAGAGAGAGACAAACAUUGACAACAUCAACAACGAGCACAGCUCGACGACUAGCAACUAGCAGCAGCAACAUCACUAGAGCAAAGCCAACAAAGAUGUGAUGAAGCGAAAACGAAUAGCUCCUGGUUGGUUGGUGACUGGUCCUCGUCCGGAUGGCCACACCACACCACAGAUCCAACAUACACUCACCAACAGGACCCUCCGGUAGAGGGAGAUCUUUGUUUGAAUACAUAAUUUGUUUAUGCAGCAGGCAGGACGCGCCGGCAGGAUGCGCCGGCAGGAGAACAUUCCCUCGGCUACUCCUGAUGCGCCAGAUGAUGACGACAGCACGCGGCACGCUUGGGGCACCACUUGGGCGAAGCAUUUCCACCUUUCGCUCUCUGUCUCGCGCGCGCGUAUUUGUGUGUCACCGUUUGGUUUUGCAGUAAAGUUGUUUCCUCUUCCUUCGAGUGCCCAGGGGGGGCAGAGUAGUGGCUUCCGAUGCUGGAACUUUAGCGACGACGUAGCACCAUCCUCGGUCGGUACUCGGUUGUUUGUCCGGGCCAACCGAACCGCUUCUUGGCUACUUGUGACUUGGAGCUUGGCUGCUUGGGUCCAACAGUGGCAAACGCAGCCGCGGCUACCUUCUUAUUUGAGAGGACGCCACCACGCCGGUUGGUGUCCUAGGUGGCUUCGCAUGCUUUGCGUUCCGUCAUCCGUCUCCUUCCUGGUUCCGUGGCAGUUUAUUUAGCGAAGCGAUUCCGUUGGGCUGACGUCGGACAGCGAAGCAAGUAAUUUUCGCUUCUGUAAAUACAUGCUCAUUGCUGCUGAUGCUGCUGCUGCAGAUGAUGAUGAUGAUGAUGAUGAUGGUGGCCAACAGUCGCCAAACGAAUGUUUAUUUCGGGUAUUUUUUUUUUUGCUUUUAGUUUUUACUUUAUGGCCCAGCUUCCUGCGUCGGGAACCGGUGUGUCCACAGCAGUGUAUUGUAAGAAGAGAGUGACAGACACACCCAAAACUCUAUUUCUCCAGCGCGCUCUGUACAGUGAAAGCGUGAAAGUGAAAUGCUAUUCAUAAAACAAUAAAUAACCCGUAGUCCGGUGGCGAACAAACAAUAGACCUUUGGCGGCGUGGAAAGUGGUAGAAAGGAAGACGAGGAACGGUGUUCCGGUUCCGGUCGCCGGAGAGCAAGCGCAAAACAAACAUUUUAGAGUAAACGGAACGGUGCGGUUCAUGAUGAAUAGGGAAAUGUUGAUUGUAAAAAACCGACGAAAAGAUGAAGAGUGAGAAGUGAGUUUAGUUUCUAAGCAAAAACACAUGUACCCAGUAUGAAUGGCUUUUGCAUCAUUUGCUUUGCACAACGUGGCGUGCAUCAGUGACGAACGCUUUACGUUCGAUUCUAUAUUCCAAUCUUUCCUCCCGCUUCAAGUAUUCAGCUCGACGACAAUCUCGCCGAGAACGUAUUGGGGUUAUUGCUUUACACAUUUCCCACAAUUAGCAAUCAUCGGAGAUCAUACUAUGGACAACCUAUUUUCGACUGUGCGACGACUAUUUACAACUAUUUUUUCCCACUUCCUUUUAUGCGUCUGCAACAAAAGUCUGCAUUGUCGUCAACGUUGGCCCCAGCUAGUAUGCGCCUUGCGUAAGAUAACUGAAUCGGUAUUUAGCCACCACGACCGCGACGAUCUGUUGGUUCAAUGACCGCAAACCUGCAAAUUGGCGCCCCGAGAGAUAAUUAGAAAGUAAACGAACGAACGAAUGAACGAACGAAAAAAAACGAAAAAGAACGUCAACAUAAUACGUGGCCUUAGCUUUCCUCUGACUACUUCCCUUUUCUUGAGCGUAAGAGUAAGCGUCCCAGCUCCAAUUCGGGCGCCAGGGAACAUGCAAAUAAGCGACAAACUUCCUGCUGACGCAAAACGAGACGUAACGCGGAUUAGUAGAACUAUUUAAGCAAGCAGCAAGUGUAACCGAGCGAAAGGCGAAGCGCUGAAACCGUAGUGUGAUAGAAGUCAUCUAAAGGAAACAAACAAAAAGAAAACAAAAUCGAAACUCUAGCAGAAGGUCAAUAAAAACCAUUAGUAAACCUGGUACGCUGUACAUCGAAUAAGAACGAAGGAGGCGAGCAAACAGUGAAGCGUAUAGUGCCUCCCAAAGGGUUGUGGCAAGGAACGCGGAGCAAACGAAAAGUAAUUAAAGCUUUCGUGGCAUUCUGUUUCAUUUGGCCAGGAGAGGCGCAACAAUGGACACAUGGCUGGCCACGGUCACAUGUGAUUGAACGUCCAGUCCGGACCGUCAAUGUUUGUCUUAUGCUCGAAGUUAAAGUAAGUAAUUUUUCAUGUUUAGCUAUGGAGCGGCUCACGGGUUGAAGUGAAAGUUUUCACCAUCCGCUCACUCGACACGCCUGGCGUAAGUCAAUCGUCAAUCGACGCGGACGACGAAGACGAGGUACGCGGACCUCGGUAGUCGACGCCCAUUAGCCGAUCCAGGCCAAACCGUUUGCUUCGCUUGGUGAAGGCAAGUUUUCCGCAAAACUGUAAUUACGUUGACGCCGGUUGCCAGCCAGCGAGCAUGCUGGAACGGGAACUUUGUUCGAAACUCCACCGUUCCGUGACUCCGUUUAGGACGCCGCGAUACCGUGCGAUGGAUGAAGUUUGAUCCUUCCGUUUGCACGAGUUCUUGCUCUUGCGAAUGCACGCACACAGAUUUCAUAAUUUAUGUCCCGCGUGAAAUGGGGCUUCCAGUGGCCAUAAUUAAAUCAAUCAGAGAAAGAGGCGCUAUGCUUUCGCGUUUGCUCUUCCUUCCCUGGGUUCCUCACCAUCUUUAGCUUUUGCCCAAACCAAAUAGAUACUGUGCGCAAAACAUGUAAUCAAACCAGCCGGUUCGAAAGCAAUCGAGCAAAACGCAAUCGAAAUACCACAAAGAAAAUAAGAAAAAAAAAGUGCGUAUGGAUCGCAAACCGCAACCGGCAAAAGCACGACAGCAGUAACAUAUAAAAAGAGGAGUGAAAAAAGGGGAGAGAAAAGAAUACAAUUGUACAGUAUUUAGGAUAUAUAUUUUAUACGAAAACUAUAGAACCACACUGCUGCUGAAUCUAGCUUUUCCACCGAGCCGUGGUGUGUAAAGUGGAGUGAAGUGAGGUGAGCUGCGCAUAAAACCCAUGGAUGUAACAUAAACUGGCGAUUAAAAACGGCGAAAUAUAACUCACUAAUGAAACAGA